AUGGCUGACUAACCAAAAUCAACUAGUGCUCCUUUCUUUGGAUUUGCAGGUGUAUCCCUUGCCUUAGUUUUAGCAAAUGUAGGUGCCGCUUACGGUACUGCUAAAGCAGGUUCAGGUAUCAGUAGUAUUGGUGUCUGGAAACCUUCUAUUAUCAUGAAAUCCCUCAUUCCUGUUGUCAUGGCUGGUAUAUUGGGUAUUUAUGGUAUGAUCGUUGCUGUCAUUCUAAUUCAAAAGAUUAGUAAGAGUAACUACACCGAUUUCGACGGUUACGCUCACCUCGCUGCUGGUUUAGCUUGUGGUUUGAGCUCUCUUGCUGCUGGUUAUGCUAUUGGUAUUGUUGGUGAUGCUGGUGUUAGAGCUAAUGCUUUAUAAGAUAGAAUUUUUGUUGGUAUGAUUCUUAUUCUCAUUUUUGCUGAAGCCUUGGGUCUUUAUGGUUUAAUUAUUGCUUUGAUCCUUUCUCAAUGA
Tetrahymena thermophila SB210 is the source of this 465-nucleotide messenger RNA. Its product is annotated as vacuolar type H+-ATPase proteolipid subunit. Gene Ontology annotation, biological process: proton transmembrane transport. Gene Ontology annotation, molecular function: proton-transporting ATPase activity, rotational mechanism. Gene Ontology annotation, cellular component: proton-transporting V-type ATPase, V0 domain. Lineage: Eukaryota; Ciliophora; Oligohymenophorea; Hymenostomatida; Tetrahymenidae. The record is from RefSeq and is a predicted model, not a curated record. The transcript is spliced from 4 exons.